GAAGCAACGUAGAAAAAACUCGCAAAAGCAGCUUGACUGGGCCAAGUCUACUGGUUCCAAACUCCCGAUUGUACACUCGUCGUCUGAUCCAGUAAUUCAUAAAGAGCCUCGUGAACUUCCUGAAGAUAUUAUGGAAGACGUCUCUGCACUCUUUAAACCGAAGCCUGUACCGUUCUGGAAACGAAAGCGAUUUCACUUUGUGGUGGGAGUUACUGUAGGACUUAUGGGCGCACUCUAUGGCGCUUCGACCACACCCAUGGCACAGACACACCUCAACGAUCUCCAGGCCUUUUUGGCACUUCAGAUAGCCGAGAUGGAUAUUCAAAGCAUGCUACCAGCAACAGAAGCAGUGGAUGAAAUGCUUGGAAACUUUACAAGCUUUCUCAAGCCAGCACCUACAAGUGACAUUCCAUUUAUGCCGGCAACAGCCUUCAAGGACGAAUUGGACUUGAAACCACAUUUUCCAGUCGUAUUGAUUCCUGGUAUUGUUUCUUCAGGACUCGAGAGUUGGGGAACUUCUGAAAAGUCACGCAAGUAUUUCAGAAAGCGCAUGUGGGGCACUACCACAAUGUUUAGGUCAGUCUUACUGGACAAAGAGCUUUGGACAGAGCACGUAAAACUGGACACAACCACUGGCUUGGAUCCUCCUGGUAUAAAACUACGUGCUGCCCUGGGCUUGGAUGCUGCUGAUUACUUUGUGGCCGGAUAUUGGGUGUGGGCCAAAAUUAUAGAAAAUCUAGCCACAAUUGGCUACGACAGCAACACAAUGCAUCUUGCAAGUUAUGACUGGCGGUUAUCCUUCUCUAACCUUCAAAUACGGGAUAAGUAUUUCUCUCGUUUAAUGGCCACUAUUGAAACAUCCAAGAAAACAGGCGGCCUUAAGACAGUUGUGAUUACACACUCCAUGGGCGGCGUCUUGUUUCCGUAUUUUUUAAAAUGGGUCGAGAGUCCACAAGGUGGAAACGGCGGCCCAACCUGGGCAGAUGAUUAUAUCGAAUCGUUCGUUAACAUCGCCGGACCCAUGGCAGGAGUACCAAAGGCCAUGACAGCAAUGUUGUCAGGGGAAACUAGAGAUACAAUGGCUGUAGGUAGCUUUGGUGCAUAUCUUCUAGAAAAGUUUUUUUCGCGAAAGGAACGUGCCAGUCUUAUGCGUAGUUGGGGAGGUGGUAGUUCGAUGCUCCCAAAGGGAACUGAUCUCAUUUGGGGAAGCCACGAGAGAGCACCAGACGACGAAGAAGACGAGUCUCAUCAGUCUCAUGGCAACAUGAUAUCAUUUGUCUCACCAUCGCUACUUCCUCAAAAUAACUUAAAACCAGAUAUUACUGAUGGCUUAAUUCAAAACCAUACAUCUGAAGAUGCUAUGAAUCUUCUUCAUCGUGUAGCACCAUUUGAUUAUAAUGAAAUGUUAAGAUUAAACUACUCGUAUGGAAUAACGACUUCCAAAAAACAGCUCGAGGCUAACUCUGAAGAUCCUACAAAAUGGGCCAAUCCUUUUGAGUCCCAAUUACCCAAAGCGCCGAAUAUGAAGAUAUUCUGCUUUUAUGGAGUUGGCCUACCUACUGAACGCAGCUAUUACUAUUCAGCAUCCACAGAUGGAACAUCGCCGGCUUGUAACAAUUCUAGUCGAUGUGACGAAUCUAUUGAUGGCAACUGUACGUUGGGUGGAACAACUGAUAAUAUAACUGAAAUUUAUGCUCAUCAGCUCCAGGCUCCUCAUCUUUUUAUUGAUUCUACCGUUAAUGAUCCUGCUGCAAGAGUAGAAACAGGAGUCCGGUUCGGAAAUGGUGAUGGUACAGUUCCUCUCAUAUCUCUAGGUUACAUGUGUACUCCUUCGGGAGGUUGGACAAAGCACGCUGAUCUUUACAACCCUGGCCAUAAUCCUAUAAUAAUUAAAGAAUAUAUUAAUGAGCAGCCAGAAAGUAAAUUGGACGUUCGAGGUGGUAGUAAAGCAGGAGAUCACAUCGACAUUCUCGGGAAUUGGGAAAUGACGUUGGAUGUACUCAAGGUCGUUUCAAACCAAUCGUUCAAUGUAACAAGCCGCAUUAUCACAAAGAUAGACGAAUACGCUCAAAAGAUCAACAUCCAACAUCAAGUCUAGAAAGUGCUCAAAACUCAAUCUCUCGCCAUAAUCAAGUAUAUAAUUCCAGGUUGGCUAGUAUGGAGCCUUCAUAUCCACAUAUUUUCCAGUAUCGAGCUUGUAGUAUUAUAAUAUAAUUUAUUCGUCUUAUUCAAUAGAAAGUGAUGCUUAUAACGGUAAACCCAGCAAUACUAAUGCAAACAUGUAAAGCGGAAUAAUGAUAUUGUCAUUUUGAGUUGAGAAUGCUUCAAGUAAGCCUGUCAUUGUCACCAUGAUUGUAUAUGAGACCCACUCUUUCUUGCCCCAAAUAAGCUGAGAAGCCCCUUCAACGCCUAAUAUUUUGGCGGUUUGAAUAACCACAUAUGAAGAAAUGAGAACUGCAGUAAUAUAGGCUAUUGUGCCCUCUACCGUCUUUUUAGUUCCAGCCCAAUGCAGCCUUCCAAGCGACUUUCCCACUAGUGAUGCCUGAAAAUUCGCAGCAUCACCAACCCCAAGAGAUAGAAUCCCUGAAACACUAGCUAGAAUAUGUGAACUUUCUAACCAUACAGUGCUGGCACAACCGAUCAAGAGAUAAAUGUGGCUUAAAAUUACUGGACCAAGAUCUCGAUUAUCAAUAAACUCGGUCAGAAACAUAUGAAGGCUUUUUCCAUAUGGCCAGACAGCAAAGUACCGCAAGUACUCGAGGUAAAUAAAAAGUGCAAGGGCCACGGCAAAUGCGAGCUUUAGAAACAAAGGCUGUAUCAACCGUUGUGUGUAAGAUAUUUGUGGAAAUAGUACAGAUAGUGGCUUACUUCAAACAAAACGCCUGGAAUAAACAUUACUACUGCCAGAGCAUGAAACAAUUUGCGUUUCUUAUUGAGUGUAC
Phycomyces blakesleeanus NRRL 1555(-) is the source of this 2942-nucleotide messenger RNA. RefSeq lists its product as hypothetical. Gene Ontology annotation, biological process: triglyceride biosynthetic process; lipid storage. Lineage: Eukaryota; Fungi; Mucoromycota; Mucoromycetes; Mucorales; Phycomycetaceae. Gene Ontology annotation, cellular component: cytoplasm; perinuclear endoplasmic reticulum. Bases 131 to 2098 code for a protein of 655 amino acids. Gene Ontology annotation, molecular function: phospholipid:diacylglycerol acyltransferase activity. The record is from RefSeq and is a predicted model, not a curated record. The transcript is spliced from 14 exons.